AUGGCGUCCGUUUCGUAUGAUACUGCUCACGUCAAGCGUCGGCGGAGGGAUCCUCGACGACGACGAGUGAAUAACAGGAACCCUGUAUCUGCCAAACUAGUGCUUGAUCAUCAUAUACAAGGAGAUGUUGGAAUCCUGUCUGAUGAUUUAGCAGUAGAUUUGUUUCCGGGGUCGAGUGCCGAAGCUCUAGCAGAAUCACAGGAAGUGCGGUAUAUUGCCAUAUCUCCAUGGUCGCCACAUAAUCUCCUUGUGGACGACUUGCUGUGGACCAUUAUCCCUAUGCGCCUCCAAUCGGCCACUAAAUCGCAAUCCUCGCCACUAUCUCCUUCGACUGCCAAUUUCCCAGCAUCUAGCGGCUCAAUCCAGUCAUUUGUUCAAGCGUUCGAGAUGCUUGACCCGACUCGAAAUUCGAUAUCGAGCCAACGAGAAAUCGAAAUUCAUGUGCUAGCCGUGGUCCCGCUGUAUCUGGAUACUGUCUAUGUGACGGUUGAACGCCAUCUGCUCAGUACGGUGGAUGAUAUUCAAAAUAAGUUUGGUGGGGGCUUCGGCCCCGGAGCACAGGGGAGCAGUGGCCUCUGGGCCAAGAGACGGGGCUCAGAGAAAUUCAAAACAAAGCAUGACGAAGAGACGAAAGAGACAGCUGCUGGAAGGGAGGAGCGAUUAAUUGGGGUUAUACGCGAGGCAAUUUCCAUACAGAGGGUAUUGCAUGCGGGGGACUUGUUACCUCUGCCGCUACCUUCACAUCCUAUCACUCAUGCUACCCCCCCGCCGGCCAAAAUUUCCUUCUGUGAGCCGGUGUCUCAAGGCUUAGUUAAACCAACUACUCGAAUGGUGCUUGUCGAAACCAAAUCUCGUCAUGAAUCUCGAAUAUCCAAGGGUCUUCCAUCUCCAGGCCAAACGUUAUUAAAAGAGGUGGUCGAAGACGAAGGUGAUGAUACCUCGAACGAGCAGUUUUAUUCAGCUGCGGAAGAGAAAUCGAACAGCACAAGUAUGGAAAGUACAUCACCGCCUGACGAAUCUGAUACAGAAGUUUCACCCCAAAGUGAUAGUGAUGCUUCUGAUGACUCCUUGGAUGAUAUGAUCUCAUUAACGGCUCCGGAGCUCCCUCCGCAACCUUCCGGAACAAUGUCCGCAAUGACAUCUGUGACCCCACGCCCCGAUGGCAAGAGGUUCGAUAUUCAUACACCAGGGUCCAUGCUCUCGAGCUUCACGAAUGCUACUACGCGCGCAGGAAGAAGUGCUGGGAAGACAUUCCGAGCGGAAGGCCUGUUGGCGAGAAUACCUAAUGAGAUCCUACAUCCUAAACCACGAGAGUUUGAAGAUUCAGACUCCUUUGUGUAUGUGGAUAUUCACACCCUUGCCAAAAUCGGUUGCUUCUCAGGAGACUGGGUGAGAAUCGAAGCUGCUGAGGAACCUCAGCUCAACAUGCUGUCUUCUCUAAAGUUUGAUAGCCUAAGCGGGCUUACGGAUAAUGCCGUUGAUGAUAUAACCUGGAGAGCGGUAAAGGUUUAUGGCCUUCCAGGGUUGAUAUCUCCAAAACCUCGAUAUUCGAUGAAUACCUCCUCUACUAGGAGACCUACCAUAUCGCAGCUGCCAUCACAUCGGUUUACCCCUACAGCGCUAGUGCCGCCCAUAUUGUUAAACAAUCUAGGAAAUCCUAAAUACUUAAAGCUUUCCCCGAUAUCGGUUCAUGGGUAUCAACAAGCGAGCUCCAGACCUGGGGUACAACUGAAAUCGAGUUCACUCAAGAUGCCUCCUGUUGCGAAGGAAGUUACACUACUGAAAAUUUCCACUCCCCUUUCUAUGGAUAGGUCUCUCCAGCCCGCUCUAUUUGCCGGAUUAAAACGUUAUUUUGAAUCUAAACAACGAUUAGUUAAGAGUGGCGACCUCAUUGGCAUAAGCGUUGAUGAAGAGUUAGGGAAAACAAUAUACUCUUCUACCAAGAGUCCUGAUGUUGGUGAAGACGAAGAUGUGGCCGUUCAGCUUGGGCUGUCUCCGGAUCCUCAAUCGAGGUCCCAAAAUGGGUUGAGAAAAGUGGGGGUUGCAUGGUUUCGUGUUAGUCAAGUUGUCCCUGCCCAUGUAGAGGGGUUAGAAAACAGUUCUGAUGAUGAACGUUGGGGCCGAGUGGCGGUCAUUGACACUUCUUCAACAAGAAUGGUGCAGGCAGGGAGUGAGAUAAGUCCCGUACCUGGAACACUACAUAAUGGAUGGGAGUAUUGGUUAGGUGUGAAGCCACUGCCGAAACCGAACAACGAGACAAGAAAGCCACAUCUCUUCGUCUCAGCGAAGCCUAAAAUAUUCGCUCCUUCAGUACAGAAACGUCUUCGGGAUCUCAUUUCUACAUCGACAAGCUCUAGGGCGAUCCAGCUCGGCAUGAAGCCUGUCGUUGUCUUGCUUACGUCUACUCAGCGGGCCAUCGGGAAAUCGACCGUUGCAUAUCGUGCUUGUGCAGAGGUUGGUCUUCAUACAUUUGCAAUCGAUUCCUACGAUAUUCUUGCCGAAGGGGGAGCCAAUGGAGGGGAUGUGAAGACGGAAGCUUUUCUCAAAGCUAGGGCGGAUCGUGCAUUCACAUGCGGAACACAAUGCACUGCCUUGCUAAUACAGCAUAUCGAUGUCUUAACAGCUGAUAGAAUGGUUACAGCAAUGAAGGAUAUCGUGGCAGACGCCAGAGUUAUGAUCGCCACGACCACAGACAUUGAGAAAGUUCCGGAGGGCAUCCGAAGUCUUUUCACCCAUGAAUUUGAAAUGGCGGCUCCAGACGAAAAGGAAAGAGAGGGUAUCCUACGCAACGUGAUCCAUGACCAAGGAAUCAAAAUUUCGGCUGACGUUGAUUUGGCCUCUGUGGCAGUAAAAACCGCCGCUCUCGUUGCGGGGGAUCUAGUCGAUGUCGUUGAGCGUGCAGUCGCCGCUAAAUCUCUUCGUCUUCAGAAGUUAGCAGAGGAUGCUACGACUUUUGAUGAAAGCUUAAAGGUCACUGUGCGAGACGUCCAAACCGCAGGAGGAGAUGCUGCUCGAUGUGUGACAAAAGAGGACUUCGAUGCCGCCGUAGAUGCCGCUAGAAAGAAUUUUGCGGAUGCCAUUGGUGCACCAAAGAUUCCUAACGUCAGCUGGGAUGAUGUCGGAGGCCUUACAAAUGUCAAGGAUGCCGUUAUGGAGACCAUUCAACUCCCGCUCGAACGGCCAGAGCUUUUUGCAAAAGGAAUGAAAAAGAGAAGCGGAAUCCUGUUUUAUGGACCCCCUGGAACCGGAAAGACUCUUCUCGCCAAAGCUAUCGCUACCGAAUUCUCCCUCAACUUUUUUUCCGUCAAGGGUCCCGAACUGCUUAAUAUGUAUAUCGGAGAGUCUGAAGCAAACGUUCGGCGGGUCUUCCAGCGCGCCCGUGAUGCGAGACCUUGUGUGGUAUUCUUUGAUGAGCUGGACUCAGUCGCACCGAAACGUGGAAACCAAGGCGACAGCGGUGGUGUCAUGGAUCGUAUUGUUUCCCAGCUCCUCGCCGAACUGGACGGGAUGAGCGCUGGAGACGAGAAUGGCGGAGGCGUUUUCGUAAUUGGCGCUACUAAUCGGCCCGAUCUCCUGGAUGCUGCACUCCUCAGGCCUGGUCGGUUCGAUAAAAUGCUGUACCUCGGCGUGUCGGAUACUCAUGAGAAACAAGUUACUAUUUUGGAAGCCCUCACACGGAAAUUCAACCUACAUCCAGACCUUUCGCUGCGGCGGAUUGCUGAACAACUACCUUUUACUUACACAGGUGCUGAUCUGUACGCAUUAUGCUCGGAUGCCAUGCUUAAGGCCAUCACACGCCAAGCUACUGCUGUGGAUGAAAAAAUUAAAGCGUUACCCGGCGGUCCAGUCACGACGGCUUAUUUCUUCGAUCAUUUGGCAACACCUGAAGAUAUAGCCGUCAUGGUAACGGAACAAGACUUUAUUGCGGCGAAGGCUGAGCUCGUUGCUAGCGUCAGCGCUAAAGAACUUGAACAUUUCGAACGAGUUCGCCGAACCUUUGAAUCGGUUGACGAUGCAAAGAAACCAAAGCCAAACAUAUCGGCUAGCCCAGAAACGCCCUCUCGCGCCCCUUUAACAAUUGGUGAAGCGGCCAAUGGGCUUAAGCCCGGUACAUCUCCAGAAGACACUCUAUCAACCGCACCAACAAACACUACGAACGACAACAAAACGGCAGCUCCAUCGACGUUUCCUCAUCGAGCCAAGCACGGACAUAUGAGGAUCUCACGGGGAAAGGGCAAAACCAGUAUCAGCGGUGCGAAGGUGAAGGGCACCAUAUUGUCAUCCUCCCCUGAUCAAUACUCGGAGUCUGAGGAGGAUGCUAUGAGCAGUCCCGUUGGUGAUGAUAAUGUAACCAAUUCGAAUGGGGCAGCUGCGCGCGGAUGGAAAGGGAAGGGGAAUGCCAAAGAUGCUGUUGUCUGUGACUCGAUAAUGACAGUCAAGGGUGGUGAAGCAGAGAAUGAGGGGAAGGAGGACGAGGACGAAUAUGUAAUUCGGACCGACCACUUGGUCCGGAAUGAUAAACGGUCAUAACCCUUGUUAUCCUUGAGGCUGUGAGACCGGGAUGUUUUACUCGCUAAUCUAUUAUUGUACUGUACAAAUGUAUCUAUGUAUGUACCGAUAUUGCCUUUUGGUUAUGGUGUACAGACAUGUGUUGGAGAGCAUAUUGUUGAGGCCAUUUGUUAUACAAUUAAUUUCCUCUGUAUUGGCGUUCCUGCUGGGCCGCCCUGGUAUUCUCCUGGGGAAACUGGUAGCUCCUUCAAAAAUUGAGAAUCCGGAGGGUC
Histoplasma capsulatum G186AR is the source of this 4781-nucleotide messenger RNA. Its product is annotated as peroxisomal biogenesis factor 6. Gene Ontology annotation, cellular component: peroxisomal membrane; cytosol. The coding region runs from base 1 to 4530 and encodes 1509 amino acids. Lineage: Eukaryota; Fungi; Ascomycota; Eurotiomycetes; Onygenales; Ajellomycetaceae. The transcript is spliced from 3 exons. Gene Ontology annotation, biological process: protein import into peroxisome matrix. Gene Ontology annotation, molecular function: ATP binding; ATP hydrolysis activity. The record is from RefSeq and is a predicted model, not a curated record.